This is a messenger RNA of Diospyros lotus (date-plum), 1812 nucleotides long. Its product is annotated as DNA-dependent metalloprotease WSS1-like. The coding region runs from base 656 to 1627 and encodes 323 amino acids. The record is from RefSeq and is a predicted model, not a curated record. The transcript has 7 exons. NCBI's taxonomy places the organism in Eukaryota, Viridiplantae, Streptophyta, Magnoliopsida, Ericales, Ebenaceae.
CCCAAGGCUCACUUUCAAAUCAAGAAGAAGAAGAAGAAGAUGAAGAAGAGGUAAAAGAGUCUGGAAAUAUGAAUGAGAAGUGAUUGUUACUACUUUGCUGAGACUUUGCUCUGUCCGACGAGCUGAUGAAUGCGAAAAUCAUCGAGAAAGCUAGUACUGGGGUGAAUAAUGGAAAGAUGGGUUUCCCCAUUAUCAGUGUUCUUCUCAACAAAAGUUUCUAGAAGAUUCGGUCUUGUGGGCUGUUCUCAUAUUCAUACGACCAUCUGGGAAAGGAAAACGAAUGUCAAAAUCCUUUCUUGCAGAAAAAGAAACUUUCGUAGCCGCGAAACAAACACCUUACCGGUAACGGUGCGUCGAUGACCACCACGUAAUUAAAACAGGACGAAGCAUUGAUUCUCUCUCCCUUUCUCUCUAGAUUGAAUCGAAACGUCUUAAAGUAUCCGAUUGUUUGUUGCUGUGCCGUAUGCUUCGAUCUGUGUAUCUGAUUGGAUUAUCUUCAGAAAUAAUUCGUAGGUGUCUCCCCCACUUUUGGACACGGUCGUGUCCUACCCAACAUGAAUGGGUUCUUUCCUCAUGUUAGCCUCAUGAAGUGGGACAUUUCUCAGGGCACCUGCUUGCACCCAUCAGAUCACGCUUUUCUAGGUUCAGCAUUCAUAUGGAUCUCAAUGAUCUUAACAAGGUCUGGGAAAUCAAGACUCUCAGUAAGCAUCGAGAAGGUGAGGCAAGGGAAAUUCUUCAAAAUAUAGCAAAACAAGUUCAACCUAUAAUGCGUAAACGUAAAUGGAAAGUCAAGAUCCUUUCUGAGUUUUGCCCAACAAACCCUUCACUUUUAGGGCUCAAUAUAGGAGGAGGCACAGAGGUUAAGCUCAGGCUAAGGAUGCCAAACAAUGAGUUGAAUUUCUUACCUUACAAUCAAAUUCUUGAUACCAUGCUUCAUGAGCUCUGCCACAAUGAUCAUGCACCUCACAACACUCAAUUCUACAACCUUUUAGAUGAAAUCAGAAAGGAAUGUGAGGAACUGAUGGCUAAAGGGAUUACGGGCACUGGAAGAGGCUUUGAUCUUCCUGGGAGACGUUUGGGUGGAUUUUCCCGUCAACCACCUCUGCCAUUACUACGUCAGAAUGCUCUGGCUGCUGCAGAAAGUAGAGCACGGCGUGGAGCUUUGUUGCCGUCUGGGCCCAGGCAUAUUGGUGGUGAUAGCUCCAUCAUGUCUGCUCUCAGCCCAAUACAAGCGGCUGCGAUGGCUGCGGAAAGGAGAUUACUUGAUGAGGUGUGGUGCGGUUCCAAAUCUUCCAACAGUGAGGGACCUUCUGAAAGCUCUGCAUUUCCAGAAGACAGAUCUGCUCAAGCAUCGGAUAUUAGGUCCAUAACUAGUCCAGAAGCAACAGUUAGUAGCACAAUGUGGCAGUGCAGUUCCUGUACAUUACUAAAUCAACCAUUGGCACUAGUAUGUGAAGCCUGUGGAAUGCAAAAGCAUGGUGGUCAGGGGGUGAAGUCCAACGGCUGGUCAUGCAAGUUUUGUACCUUAAGCAACAGCAUCGGGGCAGAGAGAUGCUUGGCUUGUGGAGAAUGGAGAUACUCUUAUGGUCCACCUGUCUCCACCCGUGGACCCUAUGUUGGCACCUGAGACUGAGAGUUAUAAAUAAAUAAGGACGACACUUUAAAUAGUAAGUCUCCCUUCAAUAUGUAUAUUUCUAUUUUGAUCAUUUAAUCGCAUUUGCUGAAAUGAAAACAUUAUAUGUAUCUGCAUGAUUUUAACUUUCUUCAGUUGCAAUGGCUGACUGCUAUUAGUUCAAUUGAAGUUCAUCGUCA